AUGGCAAAUGCACGAGCAAUUGAACUUUGGAAUGAUUUAUCAGACGAUUUUGGUCAAUUAUUGGAAAGUGGUGAAGGAUGUGAUGUAAUAAUUUACGCGGGUGAAGAACCAAUUGUAAAAGAACUUCGUGCCCAUUCGCUUAUUCUACAAUCACAAAAAGGGGAAUGGCUUCGUCAAGAUCCUGUACAAAUACUCGAACUCGUAUUUCAAAACCACGCGUGCAAAAGUCUUCGGGAUUAUUGUUUAUCAGCCAUAUGUGAAAAUCCUGGUCUAGUUUUUGAUUCGUCGAACUUUCUACAAAUCGACGAAUCAGUUUUAAUAUUACUUUUGCGACGUGAUGAUUUAGCAAUGAAAGAGAUAGAAGUUUGGGAACAUUUACGAAAUUGGGGAAUGGCGCAGAAUCCCUUAUUGAAAUAUGAUGUAGAACAAUGGUUAGCAAAAGAUUUCGCCACUUUGGAAGCCACAUUACAUCAAUGUAUCCCGUUGGUUAGAUGGUUUCAAAUUCAACCAUUUGAAUUCUCGAGAAAAGUUAGACCUUUUAAGAAAAUUUUACCUGAAGGCUUAUACGAAGAUAUUCUAACACAUCAUCUUGAUCCUGAAACAGAAUUGGAGUCAACAGUUUUACCUGCUAGAGUUAGUCCAAAAAAAUCUUUGGAGAAAUUGGAAGAGACAUGCAAUCCGCAAGCCCCAGAUGAUGAUAAGUCUGAACGAACAAUACGUCGCGCAAAAACGAAUCCACCAAAAAAGAGAUCAAAUAAUGACAAUAUCGGUAAAGACGAUGAAAAAGUAUCGGAAAAAGCCAAUUCCUAA
Ambispora gerdemannii is the source of this 810-nucleotide messenger RNA. The record is from the annotation of a GenBank genome assembly. Lineage: Eukaryota; Fungi; Glomeromycota; Glomeromycetes; Archaeosporales; Ambisporaceae.